AUGAGUGACAUUGAGAUUCAGAGUCGUGGCAGUACUGUUAGCAAUGACAGCUGUGCGGGCUCUAUCGACUUGAAAGCAAAACAUACGAACACACUCGGAAGCGUUCAGCUUCGGAAUCCAAUUACAAAUGACAUUAUACUUGUGCCUACUCCUUCAAGAGACCCCAAUGACCCUUUGAAUUGGUCGAGAGGCUACCGAAUUUACAUCGCCAUAAUCUCCUGUGCGGCCAUUUUCCUGGCCCAAUUCCUAGCAGCUGGACCCAGUGUGGACAUGAUCGGAAUUAUAGAGGACCUAUUCGGUAUUACAUCAACGGAUCCGGGAUUUUCAUCUGCAUUGACCAAAAUGUCAUACGCGUUUAGUGGCACCUCAUUUGCGCAAGGGAUGUCAAAUCUUGUCUACAUGCCACUCAUCAUCAAAUAUGGACGGCGACCGGUCUACAUAAUCUCAUUUCUGAUAUACGGUGCAUGCUCUCUCUGGGCAGGUUUGGCGAAGGAUUAUAAGGAAGAGCUGGCGGCACGAAUAAUCAUGGGUUUUGCAGGUGGUUCUGCUGAAUGUCUGGCGCCUCUCACUAUCGCCGACAUAUUCUUUCUCCAUGAACGUGGCCGGAUCAUGAGUUAUUACUCCGCUGCCCUGUCUUGCGGCGUUUCCGGUGGUAUAAUUCUUUCGGGCUUGAUCACCAUUCAUCAAAGCUGGCGGGUUAUAUAUUAUGUUGCGACCGCGAUGAUCUGGGCCUUGGUCAUUCUAAUCACAUUUACCAUGCCUGAGACAGCAUAUCAGCGAAUCUACCCCGAUGUCACAGACGAAACCGAAACCGACCCAAACAAAGGCCAAGUAUCCCACGCGGAAUCUACUGUUCCAAAGAAAAAGACCUAUGCCCAACAAAUGCGUCUUUUCAAUCCAUCCUACACCGAUGAAUCUCUAGUUACUCUCUUCUGGCGCCCCUUUCCUGUCCUGUUCCUCCCGUCCGUGCUAUGGGGAACGCUAUGUAUGUCUGUCUGCAUCGGCACGUUUGUUGCCAUCUGCUCCAACUUCGCGACCGCAUUUACAAACACAUAUGGAUGGUCAACCUGGCAAUGUGGAUUAGCCUACAUCGCCGCUCUCAUCGGGGCCUUUGUCGGUGUUUACGGAGGUGGCUGGCUAUCCGAUAAGAUUGCAGACUGGAUGACCCAGCGUCAUGAUGGCAUCCGGGAGCCAGAGAUGCGUCUACCGACUAUAACCAUCUCUUUGAUUUUAUGCCCGCUAUCCUUGAUACUUUAUGCGGUUGGCAUACAAAACUCUUUACACUGGAUAGUUCCAGUCAUUGGCCUAGGAUUGAUUGGCUUUGUGAUAACCCAAGUGUCUAAUAUCGCUAUUGUCUAUGCGGUGGAUGCCCACAGACCGAUUGCAGGCGAAGUAGUUGUAUCACAACUAAGCUUUAAAGCGGCCUUUGGCUUCCUUCUUUCAUUUUAUACAAAUCCCUGGAUUGAUUCUGCUGGAUACCUUAAUGCAUUAGGAGCGUUGGCUGGUAUUUGCGCGGCAAUCCUGAUUCUGUGGAUUCCGCUAUUCAUCUGGGGUAAGCAAAUUCGAAUCUGGAGCUUGGGAUUGAGAGCCAUGAAAGGAGUUCGUUGGGGCGAAGAUCGGGAGGUUGGUGAAUAA
Molecule: messenger RNA, 1635 nt
Organism: Penicillium longicatenatum
Lineage: Eukaryota; Fungi; Ascomycota; Eurotiomycetes; Eurotiales; Aspergillaceae
Exons: 5
Coding region: 1-1635 (544 amino acids)
Biological process (GO): transmembrane transport
Molecular function (GO): transmembrane transporter activity
Source: RefSeq, a predicted model, not a curated record